Pecten maximus is the source of this 3227-nucleotide messenger RNA. Its product is annotated as dual specificity protein phosphatase 10-like. Gene Ontology annotation, molecular function: MAP kinase tyrosine/serine/threonine phosphatase activity; protein tyrosine/threonine phosphatase activity. The transcript has 4 exons. Gene Ontology annotation, cellular component: cytoplasm; cytosol. The record is from RefSeq and is a predicted model, not a curated record. Gene Ontology annotation, biological process: negative regulation of MAPK cascade; protein dephosphorylation. Bases 189 to 1355 code for a protein of 388 amino acids. Lineage: Eukaryota; Metazoa; Mollusca; Bivalvia; Pectinida; Pectinidae.
GCACAACCCAAACAUUGUGUCGUUUGACUAAGAUAGUACAGGACGUGUAGCUCCACUUCUAUAUAUACGGAUAGAGAAGUGAGAUCUAUAUAGAGGUCCUGAUAUACAACGGUUUGGUGUAUAACGGGCCUAUGUCUGUGUAGUCGACCAGGUGUUGUUUUAAAGAGUUUUACUAUACAGUAUAGACUAUGCCUGAGUGUGGGGAUAUAGAUGUUUUGACCCCAACCGCUCUCAUGACCAAUACAAUAUUACCAGGUGGACGACGGAGGUUACAACUGUCUUUGGAUUUUUCAUCGUUAACGGAUUCUGAAGACUUUCAUGUGCCCAAAAAGCUCUGUAAAUUGGAAUCAAUGAGUGUGUCAUUAACUGGACCCUUAAAAUUGAACUCUUUGGCCCCUACUCCAGCCUCCUGGCGGACCAUACAGCCCCAGGAACUGGCUACAAGACUCAACAAGAAUCAUAAAACGUGUCUUCUGGUGGACUGCAGAUCUUUCAUCUCUUACAAUGUAACACAUAUUCAGGGUGCUGUCAAUGUCAACUGUUGUGACAGAUUCAAUAGGAAACGACUUCAGCAGGGGAAAGUGACUUUAGUUGACCUCAUCAAUUCUAAGGAAGCUAAAGACCAGUUUAAACGUCGAGGGUCAAAGGAAGUGAUUCUUUACGACGACAGUACAAAAGACUUACAUCAACUUCCCAGUGAUAGUUCGCUGUAUCUCGUGGUGUCUUCGCUACUAAGAGAAGGCAAAGAAGUCAUGGUUCUACAAGGUGGACUCCAAGCCUUCCGGUCCCAAUACAGUGAACUCUGUCAUAGUGGGGUCAAGAUCGUCGAUUCCCGUCCACUUUACUCUCCGACCACGGGGAUAAUUGAACCCCAAAUCGAGGCUGCCGAGGCGACACAAAUAUUACCGUUUCUUUACCUGGGAAAUGAACGUGAUGCGGCGAACUAUAAGAAGUUGACCGACCUUGACAUCACCUACGUGCUAAACACGACCUCGACCGUUCCAAAACACUUCGAAGGCCAAGGCAUUACUUAUAAGCGCAUCCCGGCCUCGGACAGUGGGGCCCAGAAUCUCCAGCAAUACUUUGAAGAGGCUAUCCAAUUCAUAGAGGAAGCCCGUCAGAAGGAAGCACGUGUUCUCAUCCACUGUCACGCGGGCGUCUCGCGCUCGGCCACCAUCACCAUCGCCUACCUCCUCACUCGCUCAUCUCUCAGUCUCAUGGAUGCGUACCGCUUUGUAAAGGGACGCCGCUCCAUCAUUUCUCCCAAUUUCAACUUCAUGGGCCAGCUCAUGGAAUACGAACAGUCCCUCAACAGCGGGUCAUGCUCACGAGUACUUACUCCAAAAAUUGUGUAACAUCCUCAUUGAUCAACACUUUGAUAUGGACACAUUCUGCAAUAAACAGAAGAACGCGAAACGGUGUCGCACACUUUUAAUUGACGUUAUCUGAAUGUGUAUUUGGUGCAAAACGUCACGUGGACGUAGAAUGUGGAGAGGACACAUUCUCACGUGGACUAUUUCAGGACAUGCUCCAGGAAAGGGAUAUAGACGUUUAUCUUAAUGCAAAGUAUCUUUAUUUCAUAAUCAGUGAAUUGAACUUCAUGUUUUUCACAAACUUUUGAGAUGUCCAUGGAUAUAUAUAUAUAUAUACAAUGUAUAUAUAAUGUUGAUUUCCGGUUAGAGAUUAAGUGGUAACAGUUAUCAUUAAAUAACUAAAUACACUGUUCGACACUCUCAGGGCGACCCAAUGUUCACACUUUGCAUUUUAUUCUCACAGUAUGUAUAAUUGUGACAACGUGAAAUCCAAUUAUUAAUUUAUAGAUCGGUUAACUUACGUAAGCUUAUUAUAUAUGUAAAGAAAUCUCAACACUAGAACCAAUUAAUACUCCAUUUAUUCAAUCUUUAAUAAAUGACCAAUUUUCAAAAAUUAGAAAUAUUAAAUCUGAUUGUAACGUAAACUGAAUGUCUUAAUACACAUCGAUUAUUGACGUAUAACAUGCUUGUCAUGCGAAAGGAAGUCAUUCAACCCGGCAUUCCUCGGUUAAAAGAUGACCAAUCUAUUUACAAACUACCUCUUGUCCAACUUAGUCAGCAAACCGGAAGUUAUGACUUGGUGCGCCUGCAUUUAAUGUCGGCAAAUGUUUACUUCCGGUCGGAAUCACCGAGCUGGCCUUUAUUACUAAUUAUUACUAAUUAUUACUAACUAUGCAUCACGCCUGGAGGUCGUCGCCGCCGCGACCGUUACUGGCGGGUCCCAAAGAAAUAUAACACAUGUACAUAAUUAGUAUAUUUAUUGAAUCAUUCCUAAAUAUAUGUAUACAAAGAGAGGAAGAGGUAUGCGAGAGGUUCCUAAUGUUACUAGUCAUAAAGAUGUAGCGGUGCUCCGGCGCUGUUCCCACGGGUGUGUGGUAAUCAAUUAGCCGUGUGUGACGUCAUCGUGUUCGUGGAAGUUAGAAUUGUUAUGUGUCGAUGGAAAUACGAUAUAGAUAUUAGUGUAGAGAAUGUGUCCAAUUGUGACUGUACUUCAAAUGUUAUUUUUCUUCAGAAUUACUUUAAUAUUUUGAAAUAUUUUUAAAAAUAAAUAAUUCAGUACAGAAAUGAUUAGGAAAAUUAUUUUUCUUCGGAAUUACUUUAAUAUUUUGAAAUAUUUUUAAAAGAAAUAAUUCAGUACAGAAAUGAUUAGGAAAAUUAUAUUUCUUCAGAAUUACUUUAAUAUUUUGAAAUAUUGUUAAAAGAAAUAAUUCAGUACAGAAAUGAUUAGGAAAAUAACAUGUUUUUUUUUCCAUAUUUCUUUUCUCCCUGAAGUAUUUCACCGCGUAAUUCUUUUUUUUUUCAUUUAACUUGAAAAUGCAAUUGUAACAAAUAAAUGUCAUUUCCUUUUGAAGUUUAAUAUCCAUACGUUUGUAACAGACAGUAUUAUUCAAUGCAUUUCUUCAGAUUAAGUCUUUCUAGACUAGAUAAUUGGCAUUAGAUACGUUACUGCUGAACACUAGACAACAUAGUAUUUUUUAUAUUUAUAGACUUACGUGAACUAUUUUCUAUUUGAACAUUUGUGUUUGAUGUCGUUACUUGUGUCCGAGUGCGUGUUUUGUGUUUGAAUGUCAAAGUCAGAGAAAUCAGACUUUUUUGUGUACUCUAAGGAAUUUGACCGGGUAUCCGACUCAAAAAAUUUAAGUCGUUUCGAUGAAAAUGACUUAAUAGAAAAUAAAAUAUGAAAAAGAAAACAUA